Molecule: messenger RNA, 681 nt
Organism: Habropoda laboriosa
Lineage: Eukaryota; Metazoa; Arthropoda; Insecta; Hymenoptera; Apidae
Product: probable E3 SUMO-protein ligase RNF212
Exons: 4
Coding region: 1-681 (226 amino acids)
Biological process (GO): protein sumoylation; reciprocal meiotic recombination; homologous chromosome pairing at meiosis
Cellular component (GO): synaptonemal complex
Molecular function (GO): SUMO transferase activity
Source: RefSeq, a predicted model, not a curated record
AUGGAAAAUACAUUAAUUUGUAAUAAGUGUUUUGCCACAGCACCCAGAGGGAAAAAACCAUUUUGUUUAACACAAUGUGGUCAUAUAUAUUGUCACGGAUGUAUACAGCAAGCUGAAAAACAAUGUCCUCAGUGUCAACAAAUGGACAUUUUUUCCGUGGAAUUACAACAGCCGUCAUUAUCGAGAGUAGAAAAUUUUUUUGCCCCACUCAGUGAAGCAUUGGAAUCGUUACGUAAAAUAUGCGGAUUCCAAAAUAAUCAAAUGAAAAUUUUGACACAACGUUUUCAUGAAAUUGACAAAAAGUAUGAAACACUGAAAAUCCACUACAGUAAUCUUGUCCAAAACAUAAAAUUAAUCAGAGAAAAGUAUAUGAAGCUCAAAAUUGAAAAUGCAGAACAAAGAAAACAACUGAUGUCUUAUGAAAUGCAAAAAAGAACCCUAAAUUCUUUAAAUAACUUUGCUACGCCAAUAAAUUCUACUAAUGAAAGAAGUGCAAAAAUGAGAAAUGGAUCAAAUUCAUACUUUUCAUCUUGUGGAACUGGUAUAUUAAACCAAUCUUUUGACAUAGAAAAGGGAAGGCCUAUACUAAGAGGUUUCCACAUUCCUCAUCCUCAAUUUGUAAGAUCAGCUGGUUCUCAUGCAACUUCUGAUACAAAUUCUAAUUACACCUUUAGAACUUAG